UUGCAAUAAGGCUAACGGGCGAUAUUCUGCUGUUUGCGUGGAUGUUGCAUUCCGCCAUGGGAUCGUGCGGGGAAAAUCAGGAGUCAACGUUUUGUAGCGGUUCAGCGCUGGUGCCUCAGCUGUACUGCCCAGAUGUAGACCUUGAUGACUGGAUAUGUACAAGGAAAAAAAAUGUAAGAUGCGGGUGCAGUGAGAAUUUCUACCGAAACAAAGACAAAAAAUGCGUCCGGGAAGAAAACUGCGGAGAGCACUUGUCAGCUCAGGUGCCAGAAGUAUCGCAAACAAAGCCGCAAACUCCAGUGGAGCCGAAGCCUGCUAUACAUCACCAAGAAAGCCAAAAUAUUAAGGACGAAAUAUCACAAAAAACUUUACAGUUUAUUCAAGGUGAGGACACUUUUCAACUAGUACAGAUUUCCCUGGAGUCAUGGUAUAACUUUGAAUGCAUAUGCGUGAAGUCGACGCUCCUUGCUAGUUCUCUCACUGGAGCUGAACGCACGAUGGACUGCUACACGUACGUGAAAUUAGGACAACAGGACGUUGACUUUGAUGUCUCGGAGGAAGAUGGUGCGACAACAAUCACGCUCAAGCUUGCUGAGCGCCUGGACAGCGCAUCGAACACAGAUGACCCGCCAUUCAAUUUGCCAAAAAAAUACCGUGUUUUAGGUGUAGCGAAUGACUGCUUGCUUGUAGGAUUUGGUCUGCAAGAAGAUGGAAACACGCUAUGCAUGCUGUGGAGUCCAAUAGCAGGCGAAGAGAUUGAAAAGAGUCAGUGUUUAGAGAAUUCAACUUCAUGCGCGAACUUGUACGACGUGUGGGAAAGCAAGAAAAAUGACCCAUGCAAGGAACUAGACGGCGCAGAAAAAAGCGAACAGGCAGAGCAGAAACAAGAGACGCCCGUAUAAGCAAGGUAUGAUCCGUAUCCCGCUAACAACAGGAGACAGUGUUGUCGAAUAAAUCGCCUACUUUGUUUUCAUCUUGGGCGGGUGACAACUUUAAAGGCAAGAACUUUGCUCUUGCCCGUCUAUAUGUUCUAUGUUUGUGAGUAACUUCGCAAUAAAUUCACUUGAUGU
Dermacentor andersoni is the source of this 1070-nucleotide messenger RNA. NCBI's taxonomy places the organism in Eukaryota, Metazoa, Arthropoda, Arachnida, Ixodida, Ixodidae. The record is from RefSeq and is a predicted model, not a curated record.